AUGUUAUCUUCUUCGCUCUCAUUCCUUCACUCUUUCACUUUCCCCUCUUGUUCUUCGUUCACAAUUCCAUCUCCAAAUCCCAAUUCUCCGUCUUCUCUUUCCUUUGUGGUUGAAGUCAAAUCAAGUUCCCGAAGGGAAGACAGAACUGCUCGCCAUGUUCGUAUCCGCAAGAAGGUUGAAGGAACAACCGAACGACCAAGAUUGUCUGUCUUCCGAUCCAACAAGCACCUCUUUGUCCAGGUGAUUGAUGACACCAAGAUGCAUACACUUGCUUCAGCUUCCACAAUGCAGAAGAAACUUGCUGAAGAGUUCAACUACACCUCUGGCCCUACAAUUGAAGUAGCAAAGAGGGUGGGUGAGAUCAUUGCGAGAUCCUGUCUGGCGAAGGGAAUCACAAAAGUUGUCUUUGAUCGUGGUGGUUACCCGUACCAUGGCCGUGUUAAAGCAAUCGCUGAUUCGGCUCGCGAACAUGGCCUGGACUUCUAA
Molecule: messenger RNA, 486 nt
Organism: Vicia faba (fava bean)
Lineage: Eukaryota; Viridiplantae; Streptophyta; Magnoliopsida; Fabales; Fabaceae
Source: the annotation of a GenBank genome assembly